AAGUUCAUUUACUACAAAGGAGCUAAUAAUAAGCUAAGACCGACUAUCUUCUUCUUUAUACCUAUAAAAGGGCUCAUUUUCUAUACCGUUAGUAUUAUUAUUACUCUAGCGCUCUAUAACUAG
Messenger RNA from Colletotrichum lupini, 123 nucleotides. Its product is annotated as FluG domain-containing protein. NCBI's taxonomy places the organism in Eukaryota, Fungi, Ascomycota, Sordariomycetes, Glomerellales, Glomerellaceae. The record is from RefSeq and is a predicted model, not a curated record. The annotation marks the transcript as partial. The transcript has 2 exons.